AUGCUAUCUAAUACAACUGCUUCAUCAAAUGGGCCCGUCUCACUUCAGAGGUCGCCAGACUCAGACUUGGACUCAGUCUCGGACUCGGAUUCUCUAUUCGGGGACAGUUCCAAAUCAGUCACGCUUGAGGAUCAUUCGAAGCCUGCGACUCCAAUUUCUACAGAAGCUGUUGAUCACCAGGACGACCCAGUACACGGACUUCAGUGGACUUGUAAGAACGAUGUCUUUUCACUUACGCCUCAAUGGACCGUCGAACCAACAAUCGGUGCCAUCGUCAUGACGCUGCAGAAAGCCAUAGAUCCCCACAAGCAGUAUAACGUUGAGCACCUUUGGGACGGAACAUACAACAAGAUAUAUUCAGUUUCGUACGACCAAACCGACUUUGUCAUGCGUGUGUCUCUGCCUGUAUGUCCGAGAACCAAGAUAGAAAGUGAGGCCGCAACAUUACAAUGGGUCUGUGAAAAUACCAACCUACCAGUCCCCAGGGUUCGGUCUUAUGACUCUUCACGCAACAACCCCAUAGGCUUCGAAUGGAUAUUAAUGGAUCGCAUUGAUGGAGUACCUCUUUCUCAAUGCUGGAGCUCUACUACUCAGGAUGCCAAGGAGCGCAUCGUGAAACAGGUCGCCGGAUAUGCCGCGACCGCCUUUUGGGCGCAAUUUAAAGGCGUCGGCAAUUUAUAUCCUCCACAGUCGCAUUCGCCAACUUCUCGGCCUCGGGGUGAGCGCGCCAGUCUACGCCACUAUGGGAUCCCUUUUCGCACCGCAUUCAAGUGGACGAAGCGUCGCCUCCGACUUAUUUCAGCCGACCUUCGCUUGAAAACACAGGAGAUAUCCGACAAACACCAUCGCGCCAUUGCCGCUAGAAUGUUGGUACUUGUCGACCGUCUUCGAAAUAUAGAAGACAUGUUUUUCCCAACUCCUGAAAUUUGUUCCGACAAGAACCUAGCUCUUGAUGAUAAUGAGUCAACUGACGAGGGUGAGGAUAUCGCUGACAAGGAGGGAUGGCCUUAUGAGCCCACUAUGCUUUGGCAUGAUGAUAUUUCUCUCGAUAAUAUUCUAGUAGAUAAGAGCGGAAUUCUCUGUGGCAUCAUUGGCUGGGAAUGUGUUUCUUGUCUCCCUCUUUACGAAGCCUGUCAAUUUCCUGCUUUUCUUCAACAAUCGCAAGACCGCCCUGUCGAGCCAUUGACUCCCUACGGAAUCACACAAAAACAACUAGACAAUAAUCAACACAUUGCAAAUUACGAUAGGAAUUUGAGACAGCACCAUACUACCCUGUUGCGACGGCUGUUUAUUACGGAGAUGAUGGAUAAGUGUCCUGAAUGGGUCACCAUUUUUGACAGCCGGAAAUACUUGAGGGACUACGAGGCCGCGGUACAGAAUUGCGACAACGAGUUCGCCUACGAGAUCGUUGAGACGUGGGUAGAUGCCGUAGAGAAGGCGGAAAGCCCCGACAAGACCCCUUGGCAUCUUCACGAGCGUCUCAUGGGGUAA
Molecule: messenger RNA, 1491 nt
Organism: Annulohypoxylon truncatum
Lineage: Eukaryota; Fungi; Ascomycota; Sordariomycetes; Xylariales; Hypoxylaceae
Product: kinase-like domain-containing protein
Exons: 2
Coding region: 1-1491 (496 amino acids)
Source: RefSeq, a predicted model, not a curated record